Somion occarium is the source of this 329-nucleotide messenger RNA. The record is from the annotation of a GenBank genome assembly. Lineage: Eukaryota; Fungi; Basidiomycota; Agaricomycetes; Polyporales; Cerrenaceae.
ACCGACAGGAUCAUGCCCACGCACUGGUGGUCCGCUACCAGCACUAUGUCUUCAACGUUACCCGUACUCCUCGUUCUUAUUGCCGUUCUCGGUCUCAUGACCGCAGCAUGGGUUUUUACGCGGAAAGGUCCUCAUCAAACGUUAAUUCGGACGAGUAUUUCGCUCGCAUUGGCGUGCUGCUACUUGAUGUGGAUGGUGACAUACCUCGCCCAGGUACAUCCACUAGAACGUCCAAAGAAGAGUUUCAUCUUGGAGUGAUUGUAGGAUGGCAUUACGGAGGUUCACCAUCCUCCAGUAUACCAUUGUCGUAAUAUAUUUAGCUAUAAUCC